AUGAUGGAGAUAUCACCAGCUAAUAUUAAAGAACAAUCACAAUCACGAUCAAGAUCAAGAUCAAGAACUAGAAAUUCUACAGCAAAUUCUCGAUCAACUAGUGCCACAAGAAGACCUAGUUUAUCUUCUAGUCGUAGAAGAUCAUUAUCUUCAUCUUCAUUAAAUAGAUUAACUAUAACUACUACCCAGGUUGAUCAAGAAAGAUCUGUUCCUUCAGUCCAUGUUUAUUUAGAUAAUUCCUUACCAUUAGAUUUUUUUAAACAAGAUAUUAUUGCCUUAACUAAAACUUUGAAAAUUAGUAAAUGGCAUAAACGUCAAUUAACCAUUAAUAAUUUGAAUAUUAAUAGAAUUUCAGGGGCAUUAACUAAUGCUAUAUAUAAGAUUGAAUAUCAUGAUGAUUUACAAAAUAUUCAUUUACCAACAUUAUUAUUACGAGUUUAUGGUAAAAAUGUUGAUGAAUUAAUUGAUAGAGAUAAUGAAUUAGCCAUUUUAAUUAAAUUAUCUCAAAAAAGAAUUGGACCAAGAUUAUUAGGAAUAUUCAGUAAUGGUAGAUUUGAACAAUUUUUAGAUGGAUUUCUUACAUUAAAUAAACAACAAAUUAGAGAUGAAAUUCUUUCACAAAUGUUGGGUAGAAGAAUGAAAGAUUUACAUUAUAAAAUUGAAUUAGAUACUAAAGAUUAUGAAUCAACUCAACCAACAUGUUGGAAUUUAAUUGAUAAAUGGUUAAAACUUUUUGAGCAAGAAUUAUUACCAGGAUAUUUACAAGCUAAUUAUAAUCUUCAAGAUAUAUUUAUUGUUUCAUUUGAUCAAUUCAAAAAUAUUAUCAACAAAUAUAAACAAUGGUUAUUUAAUAAAUAUGAUGAAAAAAAUUUCACUAAUAAUUAUAAAUUUUGUCAUAAUGAUACUCAAUAUGGAAAUUUAUUAUUACAUGAAUCAUUUAAUCCUCAAGAUAUACUUGUCUCAACAUCAUCAUCAGAUACUAAUAACAAUAUCGUUGAUGGUGAAGUUACUAUUAAAUCAACUUCUAAUAAAAAAGACACUAAUUUAGUAGUUAUUGAUUUUGAAUAUUCUGGAGCUAAUUUCCCUGCUUAUGAUAUUGUUAAUCAUUUUUCAGAAUGGAUGUCUGAUUAUCAUGAUCCUGAAAAAUCUUAUUUCAUUCAUCAAGAAAAUUAUCCUAAUCAAUUACAACAAAUUAAUUUAAUUAAAUCAUAUAUUGAAUAUGAUUUCCAAUAUCCUUCAUCAAAUUUGAAAACUGGACAAACUCCAGAAAGUUUAAUUAAUAAUUCUACUAAUCCAAUAUCAAUUAUUCAAUAUGAAAUUGAAAAAUUAUAUAAUGAAUGUAUUUAUUGGAGAGCUACGGUACAAAUUUUUUGGUGUCUUUGGGGGUUAAUUCAAAAUGGUCCAUUAAAAAAACCAAUUAAUUCUAAUGCAUUAUCAGAACAAGGUAUUAAUUCAACUUAUAAUAUUACUAUUGGUGAUAUGGAAAAUUUAGAAAUAACUGAUCAUAAUAAAGAAAAACAAGGUUCUAAUAUCAAUGAUGGUGUAAUUGAAGAAGAAGCAAUUACUUCUAGUGACGAUGAUUUUGAUUAUUUGAAAUAUUCUAAUCAAAAAGUAGCAUUAAUAUUUGGUGAUUUAAUUCAAUUUGGAAUUAUUGAUGAAAAAGAUGUGGAUGAAAAAUAUUUAUCUUUAAUUAAAUAUCUUGAUACUAAGACUUUUGAUAUUUAA
Molecule: messenger RNA, 1725 nt
Organism: Candida dubliniensis CD36
Lineage: Eukaryota; Fungi; Ascomycota; Pichiomycetes; Serinales; Debaryomycetaceae
Product: bifunctional choline kinase/ethanolamine kinase
Exons: 1
Coding region: 1-1725 (574 amino acids)
Biological process (GO): phosphatidylethanolamine biosynthetic process; phosphatidylcholine biosynthetic process
Cellular component (GO): cytoplasm
Molecular function (GO): ethanolamine kinase activity; choline kinase activity
Source: RefSeq, a predicted model, not a curated record